UCAGAGACACCUCAAUUGGGCCACUCGCAUCAAAGGAACAGGGCUUGCAGCUUCAGCGUCUCCUUCUCUUCUUUGUACACUUUCGACUAACUGUCAACAAAUAUCAACAAAUAUUGCUUUUCACCACGCUGGAACAGCUACCUCUGUGCUCUCGAUAUGGCAGCUCGAAAGUUGCAAUGUGCGUCACUGUCAUGGUCAGUACCCUUGCGUUGCGCUGACACGCUACAUGCAAUUCCAUAGCGGAAAUAGACCGUACCCUAAAACGGGUAGCGGAAGGUGUCGAACUAUUCGAAGGUGUAUACGAGAAGAUGCAAGCAUCAACAAGUCAAACACAGAAAGAGAAGCUCGAAGGUGAACUCAAGCAGCACAUCAAGAAGCUCCAGCGUCUACGAGAUCAGAUCAAGACAUGGUUAGCGAGCAAUGAGAUCAAGGACAAGUCAGCAUUACUCGAAAACCGAAAGCUCAUAGAAACACAAAUGGAGCGGUUCAAAGCCUGCGAGAAGGAGAUGAAGACGAAAGCAUUCUCAAAGGAAGGCCUCAGUGCAGCACAGAAGCUCGAUCCAAGAGAAAAGGAGAAGUUGGAGGCAUCACAAUGGCUAUCAGCGAUGGUCGAGGACCUGCAACGACAGAUCGAGCAAACAGAGGCAGAGAUUGAGGCACUAUCAGGCGGGGCGAAAAAGAAGAAAACCGGGGGGGAUGAUAGGCAAAAGGAGCUGGAUGACCUGAAUACGCGGAGACAAUGGCAUCUCGGGCGCAUGGAGAUCGUACUGCGAUUACUGGAGAAUGGCACAUUACCAGCAGAUAAGGUCCAAGCACUCAAAGAGGAUAUAUCAUACUUCGUGCAAAGCAAUACGGAGGAGGACUUUGAAGAGGAUGAUGGUAUUUAUGACGACCUUAAUCUGCAUGAGGAGGAGGAGAAGCUUGGUAUGGGACAAGAUGAUCUCCAAAGCAGUCAUGAUACGGAGUCAAUGGCAGAGGAACCUACAGCGGCACAGCGAACACCCAUACGGGACAAUGGGAUGCCCCGCAAGUCAACCGUCGACGAAGAGUCUUCUACAGGCAGCAAUAAGAAGGAGGAGUCGAGUCCGACAGCAAAGAAGAGCAUAUUGCUGCGUCGUAUGACUUUGGAGAAAUCAGAAGCUCCCAAGUUACCUCCAGCGCCAAAUUUUACCGCCCAACCCAUGUCUGCAGCCGUAAAAUCUGGGGUGCCGAUAGCAACAGCGCCAAAACCUGCGAUACCGCCACUACCACCGAUACGAUAUUCUGCAGCAGUGGCAGCAUCUGUUCCUCCAGCUACGCCAGCCAGCACCGCACCAUCAGUAUCAUCGGCAGUACCACCAGCCGCGUCUGUAGCAUCCAAAGCACCUGAGCCUUCAGAGACGUCCGAACCAUCGCCUGCGCUACCUCCGUCACCGAGUCUCACGCAACCGUCACUGUCUGCACCAAGUCCAGUGCCUUCAUCCAUACCGCCAAGCCAAUUAUCAAGAGCGACACCACCGCCAAUGAGCACGGCAUCGUACCUGUCGUCACCAGUAAGCAUGCAGAUAGGAAUGUCACCUGUACAGCAGCUGCGGGAUGUGGAUGGAGCAACCGAUUCACCCUCGUCAGCUCUAUCACAAGUCCCCUCAGCAGCACCAGCACCCGCACAAGUCAAUGGGCCCUCGCCGCUCUCAGCGACCAACGGAACCUCCGCCGCACAACCAAGCCUUCCUACGAGUAACGCGGCAGUUGCAUCUCCUGCGCCACCAUCAUACGUUCCUCCUCAACUACCACUGCCCAUACCGUCUGACCGGUCAUCACCACGACCUCCAAGUGUCCAACCGCAGUUCGGAGCAAGCACGAAGAUGAAUGAGACUGCUGCCAGGCAAGCUCCUGUUAGCCGUCCGACGUCUGCGGCAGCACCUCAACAGGCACCGCCUGCAAGGACGACGUCCGCAGCCAGCUCGAGGUAUCCUGCGUCGUUAUCAGAUCUCGUGUCCUCUUUCGAGGCCGCAAAGGGGAAAUCACUUCGGCGAAUGGCAAAUCCGGAGCAAAUUACACGAGUACUCGAUCAUGGGUUCGCAUCGAUGCCGCAACCCAAGGACUCGGAGAGGCCGUCGUACUACAAGCCUCGUAAUACGUUCCGCACACCGGAGUACUAUCCCCAGAACCCACCUCCGGUUCUGAGCGAGCCCCGAAUCUACAGCAGCGCAGACGUCGAGACUCUGUUCUUCGCAUUUUACUACAAGCCCGGGACGUAUCAGCAGUAUCUAGCGGCGCAGGAGCUUAAGCGCCAAUCGUGGCGAUUCCACAAGCAAUAUCUGACAUGGUUCCAGCGUCAUCAGGAGCCUCAAGCAAUAACGGACGAGUACGAGCAGGGAGUGUAUGUCUACUUCGACUGGGAAAACUCCUGGUGUCAGAGGAAGAAGAGCGACUUCCGGUUUGAAUAUCGUUAUCUGUCGGAUGAUUAGGCGACUAUCAUUGGACUACUAGCAUCUUCUCGCGUCCCUCCGUCUCUUCGCUUUAUCCAUAGGUGUCCAUGGCGGCGAGCCUGAUGUAUUGUAGCAUAUUCACAGUAAGAUCACGCGAAUUCAUUGC
This is a messenger RNA of Dacryopinax primogenitus, 2577 nucleotides long. RefSeq lists its product as uncharacterized. The transcript has 7 exons. Gene Ontology annotation, cellular component: CCR4-NOT core complex; nucleus; P-body. Lineage: Eukaryota; Fungi; Basidiomycota; Dacrymycetes; Dacrymycetales; Dacrymycetaceae. Gene Ontology annotation, biological process: nuclear-transcribed mRNA poly(A) tail shortening; regulation of DNA-templated transcription. Bases 309 to 2450 code for a protein of 713 amino acids. The record is from RefSeq and is a predicted model, not a curated record.